Molecule: messenger RNA, 1257 nt
Organism: Mesorhabditis belari
Lineage: Eukaryota; Metazoa; Nematoda; Chromadorea; Rhabditida; Rhabditidae
Source: the annotation of a GenBank genome assembly
AUGGCAAGGCAACGUCUUGAAGAUGCUAUUGGAUUGUUAUUGGUUAUCAGUGCUCUAGCUCAUGGAAGAGUUGUGAUAUUUGGUGGCUUGGCAAACGAUAAUUCUCCAUCGGUGACUGCAUCAAAUGCUCGACUCCUCAAUGAAACCCUACAAAAUCUCCGCCCCGGCGAUGAAUUUCUCAUCCCCGCCAAUCAGAACUUUUAUCUAGAUGGUGGAAUUGUCGCAAACGGUAUUUCGAAUGUCAUUCUGAACUUUGAUGGGACACUAAUUUUCUCAAAUGACACCAAGAAAUGGCCAAAGAAUUCGAAAGGAAAUGUGCUGGAGUGUCUUUAUUUUGAAAAUAUCAGCAAUGUCACCUUCACUUCAAGUGGAAUCGGUUUGAUUGAUGGGCAAGGGGAAGUUUGGUGGGGACCAUUGGGAUAUGCUGAAUAUCUCGAGAAUCGACCUCGAAUCUUGACCAUUGUCAACUCAAAUAAUCUUCUAAUCGAGAAUUUGUAUUUCAAGAACUCACCUUAUUGGACAGUUUGGAUUCACGGAGUUGAUGGAUUAGAAAUUCGGAAUAGCGAGAUAUCGGCGCGUCGAAACGACUUCGAUGGACACGAUUACUUCAAUUUAGUCGCGUUCAACACCGAUGGCUUUGAUGUGACCGGGAAAAAUGUUUGGAUUCACGAUUGCACAAUAUGGAAUCAAGAUGAUUGUAUUGCUGUGAAGGAUGGCUCGGAGAAUAUGCUAUUUGAGCGGAUAAAUGCUUCCGGACUUGGCCUUGUCAUCGGUUCAAUCGGUGGCUCAACUGUCCGAAACAUUACUUUCCGUGACUCAUAUCUGCACAGAACUUACAAAGGGAUCUACACAAAAUUCCGUGGUCCUGGCCUGAUUCAAGAUGUCAUCUAUGAAAAUAUCACCAUGUUUGAGCCAGAGCAAUGGCCAAUUUGGAUUGGACCAGCCCAACAAGCUGACGACGUGGACGUUUGCAAGGCGGACCCAUGCAGUCUUUGUUGGCCUCAAGAUCCCAAAGCUGAAUGCAACAUGCCAGCCGAAGCUCAGUACAUCAAUAUUGUUCUCCGAAACAUUCGCAUUAUUAAUCCAAAGAAUGGCACUGGAGUGAUAAUCGGAAGUCAAACACAUCCCAUUCAAAAUUUGACUUUCGAUAAUGUGAUCUUUGAGAAUGCGAAAGGGAAUUUUUUUGCUUGUGAAAAUGUUAAUAAUGGCUUUGCUUUAGGAGGCACUUCUCCAGUGCCUAGCUGUUUUACGAAAAAA